Messenger RNA from Exophiala bonariae, 3084 nucleotides. RefSeq lists its product as uncharacterized. NCBI's taxonomy places the organism in Eukaryota, Fungi, Ascomycota, Eurotiomycetes, Chaetothyriales, Herpotrichiellaceae. Bases 1 to 3084 code for a protein of 1027 amino acids. The record is from RefSeq and is a predicted model, not a curated record. Gene Ontology annotation, molecular function: GTP binding. The transcript is spliced from 7 exons.
AUGUCGGCAGAAAGUCCCAUUCAGCGGUUAAUUGUUUGUGUCGACUCUGCAGAUUAUGAUCAGGAUGGCAAGUCACCAAGUGGUAACCACAGCACGAUUUACAGAUUGAAAAGCAUUGUGCCUAGCAAGGUGGUCUACGAUGUGAACAAUCAAGCUGUUAACCAGGUGGUGCGCUAUUAUCGUGCGGCUGACGAUGGACCAAGUCUUAUGGAAAGACUGAAAACCAAAGCCACAUCACCAUUCUAUGAGGACCAAAUCAAGGAGAUCGUGAAGACGAUCUGCGAAACUCUCGAAAAACCCACUGAUGAGCUGUUCCUCUAUGGCUUUGGCCGUGGAGCUUUCAUUGUGCGGGCGGUUACUGGACUUCUACAUACUAUGCGGUUACCAAAGAAGUCAGACCUGAAGAACUUUGAUAUUAUCUACAAAACAGGCAUUGAUUGCCUGAAAGCUCGACACGAAGAUGAUAACAUUAAUGGACCUAAGAUGAUUGAUUUCCUCGCCUCGCACACUACCCAGCUUCCUCGAAUUCGAUUUGUAGGGGUCUUCGAUACAGUUGGGUAUACCGCUGAGGGCAAUGUACACGACUUGUCUAUGGUCAACUCCGUUGAAAAUAUGAGGCACGCCAUGGGCAUUAACGAAACGCGGUCUCAGUUGAACCCUAUCUUUAUCGAGACUCCUUCCUUGGAAGAACUGGGGCAAUCAACGCUUAUUCAAGCCUGGUUUAUUGGUGGACAUCAAGACUUGGGUGGCGGAUCCUCUGAAGAUGGACUCUCACUAUACCCUCUACAAUGGAUGAUUCUCGAAAGUAUCAGAGCCGGCGUGAUCUUUCGCUUUGAAGAACAGAAAGGUUCCGGUUCCCCUAUGGAAAAUCCCUUGGCGCUCAGCCUUCCUCACUUCGCUGGUGAGGUACCAACUUUCCGUGGAGAGGAGAAAAUUGAAUGGCAGAUCCAGUACGCAAAUGGCCUCAUUGUCUCCUUAUACGAUCUACAAAGUGUACACGGGCUAUCCACCGAUGCUAAGGACCAAACACACUCUAUACGCAUCAAUCAAACUUCAAGUCUUUAUAAUUCCCAGAGAAAGAUUUUUGGUUCCAAGAACCUAAUGAACGCCAAAAUAGCCACUGUCGAGGGUCUGAUGGGGUGGAAUGACCAAGGACCUUCUGGCACCAUUAUCCAUCCCUCGGUCUAUUGCCUUCUCGAUAGGCACCCGAAGCUCUACGAUCAGUCCCGGUUCAAAUCACUCAAGCAAAAUCUGGGAGAUUUCCGGGACAACUAUCUACAACAAACUGACGGAGCUCUACCACCAUGGCUUGAGGGUAUGGAGCUACAAGCAAGCGGUGUCAAAGCGUUCCGUAUCCUCGUAUGCGGUAAGACAGGAGUGGGCAAAAGUAGCUUGAUCAAUGCCGUUUUCGCGGUCGAUAUGACGGACGAAUCCACCACCUACCAACAAGGUGUGCACGAUAUUAACCAGGCGUUCGAGUCACCAAAUCACCCUGGCCUACUGGUCCAUGACUCAAGAGGAUGGCAAGCAGGCAGUGAUACGGAGUUGGAACUCAUCGCAAAGUUUCUGCGUCAUCGAGCAUUCCAAAAAGAUCCUGCCCAAGCACUACAUGUGAUAUGGUUCUGCGUGGACUCAGACGUUAGUCGCAUUGAAGAGGCCGACAAACGAACAUUCGCAACCAUUGCUCAAUAUUCCAACCACGUUCCCGUAUUCAUCAUUGGCACCAAAAAGGACAAGAUGGUUGGAUAUCGCAAGAUGAAGCUCCUUGAACAGUACAUGGAAAAGACCAACGAUUUUAAAGAAUCCAAUAGGUUAGCGACUGAAGAGGCGAGUAAACAGGCAGAGGAUCAGUUUAUGGGGCUGCGAGACGAGCUUUCCCGCCUACCACAUUACAAAGCAGAUGGAUAUUGCUGUUUAUCAAAAGAUGAUAUGGACGGCAUUAAAAGGCUUCUCUCGCAGACGCUCGAACUGAUAAGUGAUGACAGAGUCCGUCUCUUCUGCGUAGCGGCGCAAGUCGUAGAUGUCGAACAGAAGAUUGACUCGGCAAUUACAGAAUGCAUGCGACUGGCCACGCACGCAGUCCGGACGGCGAUGGUACCACUACCGUUCUCUAGUGCCAUCGGGACGCCGACGGUAGCGCGGAUUCUUUGCGAGCAUAUGCUGCUAUGUUUCGGCUUUCCAAAAGCUAUACCUGACGAGGUCGAGGACAUCAUGCUCAAGAUUUUGUUCGGGCACUUGAAGUCGUUUAUGACUGUCACAAUGGUGGAAUUCGUGGCGGUCUCGGCGAUCACAGCAGGCCUCAUCGUUGGUACCAUGGGUGCUGGCGGUGUCGUUGCUCUAUCUUUGUGUGCACUGGCGGCUCCCCCAACGGCAAGGAUGCUAUUUAAAUGUGCUGCCGAUCUCAUUCUGAUUCUUGAACGGUCUUUCAGAUAUAAAGGGAAAUAUGUGUCCACCAAGCAAAUCGAAGAUGCGGCAAUCUAUUAUACCACCACGAAGGUGACCACUUUUGCAGGCAAAGAAAAAUUGUUGCAGACGCAUGUGCAUGACCAAAUAGACAAACUGAUACCACUGAAAGGUGUCAAACUCGGGUUUAGAUUCGGUAAACUCAGACAAGGAUUAGAGGAGAUUAUAUACAGCAACAGGUUCGAAAAGGUCGAUACCAACUCGAAAGACUCGAUAGCAGAACUGCCCACCAGCGACGCGAUUGCAGAGCUUGAUGCAUCCCCAACCAUCGCGGAACUCCCAGGCAACCAGACGCAAAUUGCAGAGCUACCAGCUGAAGUGAGCUUUCCGGUACGAUACUCUGGCAGUGCGAAUGCGCCUGAUAGCAAGCCGUCACAAGCAGCCACGAGCACGGUUAUUGGAUCGGACACACCGAGUUGGGAUGAUACAUCGACAUUGGCAUACACUAUGAGUGAUGUCGGCCCCAGCAGUGCUACCACGGGUUCAGUGUCCGUGGGCUCGCCAGUAUCGCCUAUGACUCCGGCUCCAGCUCCGGAGAAGAUGAAGGGGAAACGGAGUUGGAAGACCAUGGGGUUCCGAACAUCGUCAAAGGGUAGCCUGUCUAAGACUAAAACUGGAUAG